AUGUCAACCUUCAACGGGCUUGUCGCAGAGUUUCCCGACAUUCGCAUUGACUUUUUCCGGAAACAUGUCAACCGGCGUCCACCACUCGCAUGUUUUCUGAGCCAUGUUCACAGCGACCACCUUGCGGGGCUUGAAGGUUUGCGUUCUCCUUUCGUCUACUGCUCCGCAGCCACGCGGGAGAUACUUCUCCGUCUCGAGCGUUACCCUUGUCGCAUCAUUUAUGCCAGGCGCAUCCUCGAGGCCCGCGUGCAAACGUACAAGCAUCUCAAGAAGCUCCUCCGGCCCUUACCCCUGGAUUCGCCUACCACACUUGAGCUUGCGCCUGGAAAUCUCAUCCAGGUUACACUCCUUGAUGCGAAUCAUUGUCCAGGCUCUGUAAUGUUUCUGAUCGAGGACUCAAACUGCGCUAUACUCUACACGGGCGACAUUCGGAGCGAGCCUUGGUUUGUCAAUGCGCUGGUCAGGAACCCGGCUAUAAUCGAAUAUGCCAGCGGUAUCAAGACCUUGGACAGGAUUUACCUCGACACAUCCUUCAUCCAAAACGUCCCGUUCCAGACAAAAGCUGAUGGUCUUUCUGAGCUACUGCGCAAGGUCGCUCUUUAUCCAGACAACACUAUUUUUCACAUCCAAACAUGGACCUACGGCUACGAACAGGUUUGGAUUGCCUUGUCCAAGGCGCUGAAAUCUAGGAUUCACGUCGACGACUACAAGAUGCAAAUUUUUUCAGCUCUGGCUCCCAAAUUUUCCAACGACCGCUUCAAUUCCACAGUUCAUCUCUGCCAAGAGGCGCCGGCAUUGGUCGGUUACAUUUGUGGCAACACGCAUCACCCGGGUUGCCUGACACGGGACGAGCAUGUCCGACUCCACAGUUGCGAGAGGGCCAACCUUUGCUCUGUCGCCCGAAGCCCCAAUGUCGUCUCCAUACAGCCCAUUGUUGCUCAUCUCGCUGAUGGGGGUGAGAUUACAGAAGCCGGCGUCGGCGGUGGCGGUGACGACUUAGAACGAGACGCGGAGCUCGAUGUCCUCUCACCGGACGACAUUUAUGCCGUGUUGGCGCUUUUGGAGGAAAAGACAGAAAUUUCUCAACCUCGCAAAUCAACAAUCAGGAAAUUUCUUCAAAAUGGUGUCCAAACGGGGCGAAACUUGUCUUUGGACUUGGAUAUAGGAUCUGUGGAUGAAAAGAACAUGGCAGCCAUUGUCGACGUCUUUCAGUCGAUUGCACAGAAGGAACAAAGAAAUAGGCAAACCUUACCCAACAAAGGAGCAAGUUGUUCAAAACAGUUGCCCAAGACCAUCACGUUCCCAUACGCCCGCCACUCGUCUUAUCAAGAGCUGUGCGACCUUGUUCGUGCGUUCCAGCCGAGAGAUAUUUGGCCUUGUACGGUCAAUAUUUCCGACUGGGUCAAGGAUAACGUCACUAUUAGAUCCUUAUUUGGCAGCUAUUGCUCUGGCGAGUCAUUCGAACACGAUCAGGAGAUAGUAAUGCUUAUUCGCCAAAACCCCGGACUACUUGAUCACGGGAUGUCUCAAGACCUUGACUAUAGCCAGCAUACUGGGGACAAUAUUGAAACGUCCCCAUUACAUUGCUCUCACGAAGGCCAGUUGACGGAGUUUGAGCUUAAUCCUGGAAAUAUUAGACCAGGCCUGAAUGCUUUGGGCGCCGGAUCCAUGGGGAUGAUGGCCUCUAUUCAGGACCAACCUCAUCUGUCAAAUGAAACAGCCCAGAUGGUUCAGAAUGAGUCCGUCAGCGAUGGACCAUCUAGAGUGCUUCUCCCAUCUUGCAAUGUGUCAAAGUUCCGCGCGGAUGCAUACUUGAGCAUGACCGGAAAUCUCUUUGGAGAUGAGUGGACUGCCAUUGGGCUACUCUCUACCUCCGAUCAUCAUACCACACCCGAUGAGGACCUAGGAGAACCCCGGGUUUCCCUCGGUGCCGCAGAUGGUCGCACUGAGCGCCAUUCAUCACCAAACCAUAUAACCUGA
This is a messenger RNA of Colletotrichum truncatum, 1980 nucleotides long. RefSeq names its product DNA repair protein. Gene Ontology annotation, biological process: double-strand break repair via nonhomologous end joining; interstrand cross-link repair. Gene Ontology annotation, molecular function: 5'-3' DNA exonuclease activity; damaged DNA binding. Lineage: Eukaryota; Fungi; Ascomycota; Sordariomycetes; Glomerellales; Glomerellaceae. The record is from RefSeq and is a predicted model, not a curated record.